AUGCCCCUUUUUCUCUUCUUGCAGGCUUAUAAUGCCAAAUCCAAAAGUUUUGAAGAUCCUCCAAACCACGCUCGAUCUGCCACGCAUAAAGGAAAAGGAAAGGGCAAAGGGAAAGGUAAAGGCAAAGGGAAGGCUUCAGUCAUUCAAGAAACCGCAGAGCAGCCCACGGAAUCACAGACUCCCAAAGUGCACAAAUAUCGCACACUGGACGUGUUCUCGGGCUGCGGAGGUCUUUCCGAAGGCUUCCACCAGGCAGGCAUUUCCGAGACGGAGUGGGCCAUUGAGAUGUGGGAGCCGGCAGCGCAGGCCUUCAGGCUCAACAACCCGGGCACCACCGUAUUUACUGAAGACUGCAACGUGUUGCUCAAGCUGGUUAUGUCGGGCGAGAAGACAAACUCAUUGGGGCAGAAGCUGCCACAGAAAGGCGACGUGGAGAUGCUGUGCGGGGGUCCUCCGUGUCAAGGCUUCAGCGGCAUGAAUCGCUUCAACUCACGCACGUACUCCAAGUUCAAGAACUCAUUGGUGGUCUCCUACCUCAGUUACUGUGACUACUACAGACCAAAGUUCUUCCUACUUGAGAACGUGAGGAACUUUGUGUCUUUCAAAAGCUCUAUGGUCCUUAAGUUGACUCUGCGCUGUCUCGUCAGAAUGGGAUACCAGUGCACCUUUGGAGUCUUACAGGCGGGUCAGUACGGCGUGGCCCAGACUCGCCGCAGAGCCAUCAUCCUGGCUGCAGCACCCGGAGAGAAGCUGCCCCGCUAUCCCGAGCCUUUGCACGUAUUCGCACCCAGAGCAGUCUCCCUCAGCGUGGUGGUGGACGAGAAGAAAUACGUCAGCAACGUCACACGCGGCAACGGCGGAAUUUACAGAACUAUCACGGUGCGAGACACAAUGUCCGACCUGCCCGACAUCCGCAACGGCGCCGCCGCCUUGGAGAUCUCCUACAACGGCGAGCCUCAGUCGUGGUUCCAGAGGCAGAUACGUGGCACGCAGUAUCAACCUAUCUUAAGGGAUCAUGUUUGCAAGGACAUGAGCGCUCUUGUGGAAGGCCGCAUGCGUCACAUCCCGCUGGCGCCCGGCUCGGACUGGAGAGAUCUUCCCAACAUUGAGGUGCGUCUGAAGGAUGGUACCAUGACCAAGAAGCUGCGCUACACGCACCCGGACAAGAAAAACGGACGCAGUGGCACCGGCGCCCUAAGAGGCGUAUGCACCUGUGCCGGAGGAAAGCCUUGCGAUCCGGCCGACCGGCAGUUCAACACGCUGAUCCCGUGGUGUCUGCCUCACACGGGAAACCGCCACAAUCACUGGGCGGGACUCUACGGAAGGCUCGAGUGGGAUGGAUUCUUCAGCACCACGGUCACUAACCCUGAGCCAAUGGGAAAACAGGGUCGUGUUCUGCACCCCGAGCAGCACAGAGUGGUGAGCGUGAGGGAGUGUGCUCGCUCUCAAGGUUUCCCCGACACCUACCGCUUCUUCGGAAACGUCCUGGACAAACACAGACAGGUGGGCAAUGCCGUGCCGCCACCUCUCUCCAGAGCCAUUGGAAUGGAGAUCAAGAAGUGCAUUAUUGAGAGAAUGAAGGAAGAACAGACAGAAAAUAAUAUCAAACAGGAGAAGAUGGAAAUGUCUGACUAG
Nerophis lumbriciformis (worm pipefish) is the source of this 1635-nucleotide messenger RNA. The record is from RefSeq and is a predicted model, not a curated record. NCBI's taxonomy places the organism in Eukaryota, Metazoa, Chordata, Actinopteri, Syngnathiformes, Syngnathidae.